AAAGACCAGCUACGAAACGAUUUGUAAUAUAAAAUGUCCAGCAUAAUAGUGUCAUUAGUAUAAACAAUAGUAUAAAAGUAUAAAUAAUAAUAUAAAUAAGAUAGCAAGCCUGACCUGCAGCAUGAACAUCCAGCAUUAAGUGCGUAUUGAAAUAAAUAAGAAACUGUCACAGACAGCACAUAAAUUAAUUAAUGUUGCAAACUAACGGUAGUGAGACAUGGACAGUUAAGCAGGAAGAUCUUGACCGUUUAGAAAGGAAUGAUAUGAGAAUGGUUAGGUGGAUGUGUAACACCAGUCUGAGAGACAGAAAGAGUUCAGAUGAGCUAAGAAGCAGGCUAAGUCACCGUAGAAUUAAAGAUGUUAUAUUAUGUUAUGUUAUGUUUAUUAUGUCGUGUAGCAAAACUAUGUUCUUCCUAUUUAGUUAUUAAUAAUUCAAUUAUUUCUUCACUGUUUUUGUUAUAUUUAUUAAAAACGCUAUUGUAGCGACGCAUUACCUUAAUAAUUUGUUUGGAGAUCAUAUAUUAUAAAAUACACCUCUUCACAGAAAAAGAAGUAAGCAUAGUGAAUUUGAUCAGGCUUUGAACUAUGAACUCAUGUAUGGUUUGUCUAGAGUACCCAUUUGCAAGUAAGGAUUUGUGUAUGAGUUAAAAAAGGUUCGAAUUAAAUGUGUUAUAAUCAUCAAACAUGUUUUGGGGCAUUACAUUAGAAUCUGGGAAGAAGUAUACCCAAGUUCUCCAACGCUCAUUUCAUGUUACAAUGGCAGCUCUAGGGUUUGAGCCUGUUACAAGUGAACCUGUUGCAGUCGUUGUUGACGUAAACAAAGCACAAUUUGUUCUGUGCACACUACAAGCAGAUAAGAUUCCGCAACAAACACUCAAUUUAAAUUUCACUGAAGGAGAAGAAGUUUCCUUUUCAAUAGAAGGUGAUGGCGAAGUGCACCUAACUGGUUAUCUACUACCCACACCACAUGAGUAUAUCAUUUCCUCCUCGGACGAAGACACAGCAAAUUCAGAGGAACAAGAAGAAGAAGAAACAGAGGAUAAUGAAGAGGAUUCCAGUGAUUAUGUGGAUGCAGUUCGUUUGAUAGAGGAAGGACUAAAUCUCAAGAAAAAGAAAGCGAAACACGACAUACUGCGGCGAAAAAUACUUCUUAAAAGGAAAGAUAAAUCUUUAGAAGCGGACGACAAAACAAUGAAGAAAACGUCAUCAAAGUCAUCAAACAAAAAUACUGACGAAAUAACAGGGAAAGUGAAGCAGGUGAAUCAUGACCAAUCGAAAGAAAAUACUGACAUUGAGACCGCGAGUAGCGAAAACCAUGUAUCUUCGUCUGUAAAAACGCAAUGGUUGGAUGAUGUGAAUAAUAACCUUAGUCAUGCUAACGUCAGCAAUAAUGGCAAGCUACAGCAUAGAAAAAGAAAAGUUUUAGACGUUGGAACCAAUAGCGGGGCCACAUCCAUGAAACGAAAGCGGAAGAAAAAAGCUAAGUGAAGACGUAAGAUUGAUGUUUGCAUUAUCUGAAGAUGGAUAGCUAUACCUGUCGCAAUGAAGCCUCAUUUGUCAGUCCAUUGAAGGAAAAUGUAAAAAUUAAAUUCUUCCCCUUCAGCUGUAAUUUGUAAAUCCUACAGGGUUUUACCUUUCAAAGCGCCUACACACUUAUCGUAUACAAACCUUAUUCAUGAACACGUGAUUUUAUACACGUUAUUUAUUUUCCUCAUAUUUGCAGCCGCUGUGUGGGGGACCAGUGGAGUGACUCCUGCAAGUUGGAUAAAGUUGGUCGCCUUCUUUAGCGGGAAUCUACCUAAUAGUCCCCGGAUAUGAAAGAUACUUGACCUAUUUUACAUUUUCGACACAAUGGACGGAGAGGAUAAAGGCUACUCUUUAUGACCAUUCAUGACCACAAUUUUAAACGUCGUCGUCUGUACCUAAUUUUUAUUAUAUUAAAAGUGAUAGUGUUUUCCGAA
Messenger RNA from Hydractinia symbiolongicarpus, 1961 nucleotides. Its product is annotated as 46 kDa FK506-binding nuclear protein-like. The record is from RefSeq and is a predicted model, not a curated record. The transcript has 8 exons. NCBI's taxonomy places the organism in Eukaryota, Metazoa, Cnidaria, Hydrozoa, Anthoathecata, Hydractiniidae. Bases 685 to 1488 code for a protein of 267 amino acids.